UGCUCCGAGCCAAGGGGAAAUGGCCACUUAACAAAGCCCCGACUGUGUGCAGUCCAGCAACUGAAAACAGAGCGGGAAACAGGAGAGGUAGUUAGAAAGUGCGAGGAGACUCAGUUUGUGACUUCACUGCAGAUCUGCAGAGGUGCAAUGCCAAGGGUGCACACUCUGAUGGAUGCCGCUCACCUGUAGUACGUCUCGUAUAUCCUGAAACGAGCGCAACAGAGAACAGAACAAUCUGAUUGCUGACUUCACAAGCUGCAUGGGGGUUCUAGUGUGCUGUGACUGCUUCUUUUACAGGAAAUCCAAAACGAAGCCCAAUGGAAAGAAAAUGCCUGCGGAAGAGAAGAAGCACUACUUAGAGCCAGAGUACACAAAAGUUCGGGUUGUGGACUUUGACCUCAAGGAGUUGGUGGCGCUCCCCACCAAAGAGAUAGACCUCAACGAAUGGCUUGCCAACAACACAACAACCUUCUUCAAUCUCAUAAACCUGCAGUAUAGCACAAUCUCAGAGUUUUGCACUGGGGACACUUGUCAAGCCAUGACAGCCUGUAAUACAAUAUACUACUGGUAUGACGAAAGGGGGAAAAAGACGAAGUGCACAGCACCUCAGUAUGUCGAUUUCGUGAUGAGUUUUGUGCAGAAAUUAGUGACGGAUGAAGAAAUCUUUCCCACAAAAUACGGCAAACCAUUUCCAAAUUCAUUUGAGUCUCUGGUGAAGAAGGUGUGCCGGUAUCUGUUUCAUGUGCUGGCGCACAUCUACUGGGCGCACUUUAAAGAGACCGUUGCUCUGGAGCUACAGGGACACUUGAACUCACUAUACGCACAUUUCAUCGUCUUCGUCAGGGAAUUCAACCUGAUCGACCCUAAAGAGACCUGCAUCAUGGACGACCUGUCGGAGGUGCUGUGCACCCCCCUGCCCCCCAUUCCACACAAUCAUGUGACCGAGAGAUGAUCUGCCUGCACCAGAACUCUUAGAACAAAGAAGGGGAUGAAGAUGAUAUAAACUGCGAGGCCUCCUGUCUGGGCCAGAGGCCUUGAACUUGCCCCUUCUUAACUUUCCCUCACCAUCUUGAAAAGAUCUGGUCAGAAGGUGGGAAAAGAGGCUGAAAGACUCUGAUGUACCAGCACAGUAUGGUGUGAAUGUUUCAUCCAGGACAAAAACAGUCAUUUAUAGUGGAACUUGUAUUUUAUUUUGCUUUUAUUUCAUUAUGUUUGCGCAUGCGCUCUUGGAGGUUGUUUGUUUUUUAUUUUAUCUUGUUUUAGGGAAUGGUAUUUCUGCUCUGCUCUCAUCUUUGCCUUAGAUACAUAUAGCUAAGGUAUUGUCUGUUAAUAUGCAACGUUUAGAAAAUUAUUGUUGACUUCUGGCUCCCCCUUGUGGAGGGAGUGAAGUCACAUAAAGACUGACUGUGCAGCAGUUAACACAAAAUGACUUGCCUGUACCAAAACUAUAUAUUUUUUUCUUUACCUCCUCUAGCACCAUUUCCAAGUCAAAUUAAGUUUCUGUCUCUAUAAGACGUCUCUGGUUUCUAAUUUUUCUGAUUCUGAAUUUCUGCGAGAAGUUUGGAGAUUGUCGCACAAAGUGGAAUCUAAGUUUUUAAAGAGAUUUUUAAAGGUUCAAAAUGUAUCGCCUUGAACAAGGGUUUGAUGGAUUGACUGAUGCUCUGGAGGUCUCUUGACAAGGACAUAUGUGAUAUAAGCAUGUCUGCUCGCUUAAAGAGAUGCUGCAGAUGGAGACAAAUAAUUGUUGCAUGGUAGUUGACUUACUGUGUUGCAUUGAUGAGAGAGCACAUCCUCCAAUGUUGCAACCCUUAUUUUUUAUUUAGCUUUUUUCUUGUUUAAGUUAUCAGAGGUCAUGAAUAUUAUGGCAGCCCACACGUGUAAAAAAUGCACAUUAAGUUUGCUUUUUUGUAAGAGAUUGUAACUAUAUAAAGGAAUCACAAUAAUUGCCUUUAGCGAGAGAGGCUUGCCUUUCUCCUUUUUAUUUUAUUUAUUUGGACUUUAAAAAAAAAAUCUAUUUGCAGAGUUCUUCAGUUCUUGCUUUCUUUUAAGUAUUUUAAUUAAGUUAAAAUCCACUUAAUAUUUUAAGCUCUGCGAAAUAUAAUCAAAUAAAAACAAGAAAUGCCUCCUUA
Molecule: messenger RNA, 2129 nt
Organism: Myxocyprinus asiaticus (Chinese sucker)
Lineage: Eukaryota; Metazoa; Chordata; Actinopteri; Cypriniformes; Catostomidae
Product: MOB kinase activator 2-like
Exons: 5
Coding region: 260-952 (230 amino acids)
Biological process (GO): positive regulation of protein phosphorylation; signal transduction
Cellular component (GO): nucleus; cytoplasm
Molecular function (GO): protein kinase activator activity
Source: RefSeq, a predicted model, not a curated record